AUGAAGUUCUCGACGAACAACUCUCUUUUGACGGUCGCAACCGUGCUCCUGGCCUUUUCCGCCAGCGCGUCUGCACAUGCGAUUUCCAUACCCGCGCUCGGCAUCCAGGGCACGGGCCAGCGCUCGGACGUGCAGCGGCCCAGCAACGCCAACCCGUGCGGCAAGAUCAACAUCGCGAAGAACCUCGACUCCUCGCCGGCCGUCGCCGCCGCGGCCGACGGCUCGGUCACGAUCAAGAUGAAGGCGUUCAACCCCGGCGCGGACGGCUCGCUGCAGGUCGCCGUGCGCGUCAACGCGGACGGGAAGGGGAAGAACUUCGUCGCGGGGACGGUCACCAAGAACGGCAACCCUAAGCCCAAGGUCGGCGAUGUGGACACGGUCGUGUUCAAGCUCCCUCCGGGCACGAAAUGCACGGGCGGCGCGAAGAAGAACCGGUGUCUGGUGUCCGUCAAGUCCACACGAGGAUUUGGCUCGUGUGCCGUCGUCACACAGGGCGGCAAAGGCAAGAGAGGCAGCCCCGAUUUCGGCCUCGUCCAGGCGAGCGCGCGCAGGGGAAAUAGAGCUGCGGUCGUGGCGCUUGCACGCGCCGUUGCGAGGGAAGAGGAGAUGCUCGAGGAUGGCCACGAAGAUGACGUGCCUGCGGGUGUUGACGGGGAUGCCUCGAUUGCCUCUGUCCACGAGGAUGAUUUGCUCGCCGAUGUUGACGACGAUGACUUGGAGUCGGUUGAUGCUGACGACGAAGAAUAG
Molecule: messenger RNA, 747 nt
Organism: Mycena indigotica
Lineage: Eukaryota; Fungi; Basidiomycota; Agaricomycetes; Agaricales; Mycenaceae
Exons: 5
Coding region: 1-747 (248 amino acids)
Source: RefSeq, a predicted model, not a curated record